Molecule: messenger RNA, 1167 nt
Organism: Passer domesticus (house sparrow)
Lineage: Eukaryota; Metazoa; Chordata; Aves; Passeriformes; Passeridae
Gene: NR0B1
Product: nuclear receptor subfamily 0 group B member 1
Exons: 2
Coding region: 194-1006 (270 amino acids)
Biological process (GO): spermatogenesis; adrenal gland development; male gonad development
Cellular component (GO): cytoplasm; nucleus
Molecular function (GO): transcription factor binding; transcription corepressor activity
Source: RefSeq, a predicted model, not a curated record
GUGUCUGCCCCUCUGCACGGCCGGCACAGCGCCUGCGGCUGCACACACACGCACACACAGACACGCACUCACCCCCGCCGGCUAUAAAUAAGUUAAGGAGCCGGGCAGAGGGCGAGCGGAGCGGGACCGGAGGCAGGGCCCGCCCCGCCGAGCCUCCCCGCGGCCCAGCCCGGCCCCCGGAGCCGCGGCCGCCAUGGCGUGCGCGGAGCGCGGCUGCCGCUGCUGCGCCGAGGGCCGGCGGCACAGCAGCAUCCUCUACAGCAUCCUCCGCAGCGAGGAGCGGGCCGUGCCGCCGGCCGGGCCCGCGCCCCGGGGCUGCCCGUGCGGGUCGCGGCGGCGGGUGGCCCUGCGGAGCCCGCAGGUGGCUUGCAAGGCGGCCUCGGCCGUGCUGGUGAAGACGCUGCGCUUCGUCCAGAACGUGCCCUGCUUCCAGGAGCUGCCGCUGGAGGAGCAGCUGCUGCUGGUCCGCAGCUGCUGGGCGCCCCUGCUGCUGCUGGGGCUGGCGCAGGACCGGGUGCACCUGGAGACGGUGGAGAGCGCGGAGCCCAGCAUGCUGCAGCGCAUCCUCACCGCCCGGCAGCACGGCGAGCAGCCGCGGGCACCGGCACCGGCACCGGCACCGGGCCGGCCGCACCACGGCCCGCACCUGCCCUCGGCCGGCGAGAUCCAGGCUAUCAAGGGCUUCCUGGCCAAGUGCUGGAGCCUGGACAUCAGCACCAAAGAGUACGCUUACCUCAAGGGGACGGUGCUCUUCAACCCGGAUCUACCUGGACUGCAGUGUACACAGUACAUUGAAGGAUUGCAGAGGGAAGCACAACAAGCUCUAAAUGAACAUGUCAGACUCAUUCACAGAGGUGAUGAAGCCAGAUUUGCCAAGCUGAAUGUUGUUCUCUCCUUGUUAAGAUCUAUUAAUGCUAAUGUGGUUGCUGAAUUAUUCUUCAGGCCCAUCAUUGGAGCAGUGAACAUGGAUGACAUGCUUUUGGAAAUGCUUUGUGCAAAAUUAUAAUUAAAAUUAUAAAGGUGUGUAAAAUAAUGACAAGAAGUCCAGUGCAAAGGAAGCCCCAGAGCAGGAUAGUGUAAAGUAUUGUAAAUAAACUAACUUAUUGUUUUUACAUAGAUAGUAUUUUUGUAUUCCAUAAUAAAAUAUUCUUCAAGUUCUGGAAGUAA